GCGGCGCUCUGAAGUCAACAAAAGUUUGUUCUAGUUACAGGGUAAUUAAUCUGUCACUUAGGGCAGGAUGGAACGUGGCAUAAUGGAGGAGCAAUCCUCACGAAUUCUCAUUAAUUUAAUCAAAGAUUUACAAUCACUAUGUUUGACAAAUAUGGAAUAUUUCCAGAGUGGCACGCAAAGUCAUCAUGCUAAAUUUCAUGUGGCAUUUUGUUUACUGUUUGAGUAUUUGGACCUUGGAAUUGAACCCAGUGUGAUGGCCUUGAUACCAAGAUUGAGUGAAUAUGACGUUUCACCACAGACUAAAGGAAAUGGCUACAGAAGUCUUUUAAGAGUUGUUCAAAAAUGUUGUCUGCAUUUGAUACAGUUGUCGCGUCACAUAAUCAUAAACCGCGAUUCAAUGCUGUUCCGUCGUGCUCACUAUUCAAAAGAACUCGAAGCAUAUGUCGCAACCAUGGGUCAGUUACGGGCGUGCUUGUACUAUGCUCAACAGGUGAUGAACUAUUGUCAAGAGGGGAUGCUGUUUACUGACGAAGAUGCGUUAGAUUCCUCCAUCGCUGAUAAGUUGAUGUUAGAAUUUGAGAUGCUGAAUCAAGAUUGUUUCUACGGAAGAUGUUUAGGUUUUCAGUUUUGUGAAACAAUGCAGAGGCCACUACAAAUAGUGGCUGUUGCCAUGGCAUCGUUCAGUGAAGGAUAUCAGGAGAAUUCUCAACUCAUGAAAUUAGCCACGUCCGUAUUUAACAGUGGGAAAUAUUUCCUCAACCCUGAACUUCGGGGAAAACAGGUAGUAAAUGUAACCCGAUCUGCUGAUGUCAAGUUUUGUAAAGCGUUUUGGUCGAUAACAGAAAGCGAUAUUAUGCAUCAAUUACCAGCGUUAGUUUAUCCUUCUGUUGAAGUUGAUGAAGUGUUACAACUCGGCCCAGAUUCGUUUGAAGUGAAGUUAGAAGAUGGGAGUGAUACUGUGUUUAUAACACCACCAUGUGCUCAUACUGGACCAGGACCAGUACAAGUCAGACUUAUAUCAUAUCAUCUUAGAGAUGGACAGCAAGUACAUAUAAAAUCAACUAAAAACAAACCACCCAAGCAUCCUGUUGUUCCGAAACCAAAGAGUCCAGGUUUGAUUGUCCACUGUCAUGGUGGAGGUUUUGUAGCACAGUCAUCUAAAUCACAUUCAGUAUAUUUACGUAACUGGGCUCGAGAUAUCAAUGUUCCUAUAUUAUCAAUAGAUUAUUCGUUAGCUCCAGAAUUUCCCUUCCCACGAGCUCUAGAGGAAUGUUUUUAUGCAUAUUCCUGGGCCACACAGAAUGUCAGUAAACUAGGUUCAACAGGGAAGACUAUUAUAUUAGCUGGUGACAGUGCUGGGGGUAAUUUAAUUAUCUCAACGGCCAUGAGAGCUGCUUCAUUUGGUAUUCGACGUCCUGAUGGUAUCAUGGCUAUUUAUGCUGCUGUCCUGGCACGAUAUACCCCGUCUCCAUCAAGACUUCUUGCCCUCAUGGAUCCUCUUCUCCCGAUUGGUAUACUAUCCAGAUGUCUAGCAGCGUAUGCUGGUGUAUCUGAUGAGCUGUUAAAUGGUUUAACGGAAACUGAGUUCUCGAGUAAAGCUCCGUAUCAUUUGGACGAAGAUGAUUCGUCGGACACGGAGUGGGUUAUUGUAUACGAUAAAAAUGAGACUGACAAGAAGAAGAAAUCAGCAGAGACAAAACAGACAGAUGGUAUUGUUUCAGAUAGUUCUACGGAGGAUUUCCAUUCUGCAUGCCAAACACCACAGGCGGACCCUUCGUUUACUGAUGCAUUUGACGUUGUUUCUAUGACAACAGAUGAGAAUGAUCAGUCUGUCGCACCAACUCCCGAAAAUUGUGAAAUUGUCUCAAAUCAAAUAGAUGCAGAGGAAACAGAGAAAUUAGAACGAUCGAGAAAUACAGAAGUGCCAUCAUCGUUAGAGUUACCUCCCCCGGAAUCAAUAUUACCUCCCCUUGUUAAGGGAACCAUGGAAGUUAUUGCUACUGUGAUAGAUAAUCUGACCGGUCAAGCUAACUGUGAUCAAAGUAACUGUGAUGAACACAUGUCAGAGUUAUCUACUCCUGACAAAUCUGGAGCACCUGCUCAAGUGGAGUUAUCUCCCUCUGACGAACUGAUCUCUGUAGAUUUAAACUGUGUUUCUAAUGCUGAUAAUUAUGUGAUUGAUCCUGUCAGAAGCGAGAGCUGUCCAGAUUUUAAACAAGUACAGAAUAACGUUGAGACUUUACAAAACGGUGCCACCAGCCAUAGUAAUGAUACGUCUCCGGCCCACGUGACUCGACCAAAAAAUUUCAAACUGCCGCAUUCGCAGUCUAUCCCCGCAUUUCCAUCUAAUAGACCUCGACCCGGUGCUAUGUCUCCUACAGAUUUUCUACGACAUCGUCAUCUAGCUCAAAGUCCAUUAAAAGUUGUACGUCAUCUACCUAUUGUGAAGAAUCCCUACAUGUCUCCGCUACUGGCACCAGAUGAACUGCUGAUGGGUUUACCAGACAUGUCUCUUGUUGCUUGUCAUCUGGAUCCACUGCUGGAUGAUUCUAUCAUGUUUACUAAACGAUUACGUAAACUGGGUAAAAAGGUUGACCUUGAUCUCGUGGAUAAUCUACCUCACGGUUUCCUCAAUUUCUCGAUGGUAAGCAAGGAGGCCAAACAUGCAACUGAUGUGAUUAUUAAAAAACUGAAGGAAAUGUUUAAAAUGGAGGAUCUAGAACCCCCGAUAAGUCAGAUGAAUCGACCUGUGUAGAUAUUACACUGUUAAACUGAUAUCAUUGAAUUAUUGAACACAGAUCUUUUACUAAUUAAAACUCAUUAAAUUAUCAUACAACUGAGCAUUAUUCCAAACUAAUGUUUAGUAUUUAUAGAAAGUGAUUAGUAAUUAUUAAUUAUACAGGUGUGUAAUUAACUAGCUGUAAAAGAUGUCACUUCUAGCAUAAUUAAUCUUAACUGUUUGAAAAAUAUUAUGGAUAUAAAAUAAGGACUUAUAUGUUUGUGUCAUAUAUCAGUCCUUCAUGUUUAAGGUGCUCUUUCGCUCCUGCUCCUCUCGACACAGCUCAGCUUUCCUUCCUUCGCGGGAGUCAUUAAAGACUCAUGCAAAUUAGCUAAAUCGCUCUCCUAAAUAUUGAGAUUAAUAAACUACUUUCAGUUUUUGCUUAUUUUUAAACUGCAUACGUGCAUACAUUUAAAGAGAAUAUUAAAAAAGACUAAAGCAUAAAUAUCAUUUGGCUCUCCUUAAUUCAAGAAAAUAUAGAAUUACUCUUGCAAUAUAAUUAAGAAGGGUUCUUUUACGGGAGCUUUUUUCUCAAUUUUGAAAUUGACAGGAGCUUUUUAUGACUCCCACACGAUUUCAUAAACGUGAAGGACUGAUAAAUGUUUUAUGUUCAUAUGUCAACGAUAUCAACUUACAAUGUUAUGAUGUAUAUUUUAACAGUUUAAAUCUGUAUUUUAAAUAAUUCAUUACUGCAGCUUUCAGCUAUGGAUUUCACAGACCAGAAGCUAAUUCUAUAAAUUAAUAAAAGCAAUAAUUAUUUUAAUGUCGUCAGACUCUGAGACUAUUUCAUGAAAGGCGAACGGUGAUGCUUACCACAGAUUAUAAUAAUUGUAAAAAAGUGUUCGAGAUGCUUCCCUUCAAACGUAUUUAAAACAUGAGAUGUUGUCUAUAUUUUAGAGCUGAGCGCUGGGAGCAGCUCUAGGGGUUGUCUACAUGUACAUUUCAUCCCGUCCUCCAAACAUUAACUAAUUUCUUUUUAUACAAUCUGAUUCAAACACAGACCCUAUUUCGCUUCGUUUUUUAAAGUUCAAAAUUUCAUUCUGGAUGAUGUGAUGGAUUAGUCAAUAAAAUGUUCUGUUACGGAGAGUUGCACUAAACAGUGCUGAUUGGUUAAUCAAAUGUCUGAAAUCAUAGGAUCAAAAGCCACUCGUAUGACCUCUUGACGCGACCUCCCGCUACAACUGGUCAAGUCUUCAUGUAGUAGAGGCCAUCGAAAGUACAUGUAGGGGGGUUGGAUGGCCGAAGGGUUAGCACGUGCGUGCUGUAUCAUAAAGCCUGUCAUUGAGUCAACUGGCGUGGUUUCGAAUCCCCGAUUGUACGUGACAAGGAGUAGGGUCGCCUGUCCAACCUCGUGGGUUUUUUCUCCGGGUCCUCCAGUUUCCUCCCACUGCUAAAGCCCCCUACACGCAAAAGAAUUAUUGAAAUAAAAAUUAAACCAUAUGUUAGUCCCGAAAUGACCUAGUUUGUGUCGAGUGGACAUUAAACCCCAUUUCUCUCUCUCUCCCAUCAGGGCUUGCCACGACACGCGAGUAAUUACUCGCGCGCACGCUACGCUCGCGUAAAACCAAAUUUACGUGAGUGAUUAAGUACUCGCGCAAAUAUAAAAAAUAAUUUAAUCAGAAAUAAUUGAAUAUCGUAAUAUAAAAAGCCGUAAACAAUUUGUAUGCCUUCAUAUCGAUGCACUAUUGCGCACGCGGCGUGUCUUUCCAGUGCCAACUGUUAUUAAAAAUACUUUGAGACGCGUACUGCCAGGCGGUUUUUAAGCGGAUGUCCUUUGCCGUGUAUGGAUAAUCAAACAUUGAGCGGAUGUUGUCGUUUCUAUUAAUAGCAAUUCUUUCGAUCCCGCAUCUUUUCUGCAAAUUGAUGGGAUUGAAAUUGUUUUGCCUGUUCUUUUACCUUUCUAAGCUUUACCCGAAUCCCCUCAGCACGCCAACGAUGGCAAAGGGAAGCCCAGUUUCUCUUGCAACGUUCUUGUCAUGGAAAGACGAUUUACAGAUAAUAUUACUGCCAAGGAAAUAAAAGAGUAUGCAUUGUCAUUGUGUGUGAAAUAGCUUUAUUCAACGUCCGCUUCCACCGAAGUGACAAGAGCAUUGCCAUUAGGCACAUGAAAUUUAAAUGGCUACUCACGCACAUCAUUCUGCGUGAGUAAAUACAUGUACUCGCCUCACUCGCGCAAGUCUAUAUUUGCGUGAGUAGUCAUCUACUUGUCUCCAAUUUGCUGGUGGCAAGCCCUGUCCCAUCGCAAGUAUAAAAAACGAAACGAAAUAUAGAUCUAUAUUUUAAUCAGAUUGUUUAUUUAUACACCUACAAUUAAUUUGGACAUAUGUUGUCACCAUGUUGUCACCAUGUUGUCUGUCUUUUGUUGGUCCAUCUUCUGUCCACAAUUUCUUGUCACCACUCUGCAGGCCAGAGUUAUUUAUAUAUAUAUAUAUAUUUUUUCAACUUCAUGGGGUUUGUUCAUUGUCAGUUUUGCUGGGCAAGGAACACAGUCUAGUAGUUUGGAUCAGAUGAAAAAUCGAGGUUCAGUGUACACGUUGGCAGGAACGUAAUAAAAAUUUGAAUUUGAAAUAAGCGUAAGCUGUAGUGCUGCUGUCUGGGCAAAAUUUCCCUCAUCCAUAACACGUGGCAAGGAGUAGGGUCGCCUGUCUAACCUCGUGGGUUUUCUCCGGGUCCUCCGGUUUCCUCCCACUGCGAAUUAUUGAAAUAAAAAUAAACCAUGUGUUAGUCCCAAAAUGACCUAGUUUGUGUUGAGUGGACGUUAAACCUCAUUUCUCUCUCUCUCUCUCCCCUCAUCCAUAACACACAUCCCAAACUAAGGCUGUCUGUCUACAGUUAGCUGUAUUAUCGAGGUAUGAAAUAGAGGGAUCGCUGUGUACAGUAUGCCAAAAUACACUGUAUGGCAUAUUCUUGUCUUCAUCAGACCAGUUGAAACAGAACAGUCGGCAGUUGUUUCAAUGGUUAAAAUAUGUAAACAAACGUUCCUCAGUGAACAUGUGAGAAUAACGAGUGACUAGAGGUCCUCUGUGAUUUAUUUUAUAUUAAA
Molecule: messenger RNA, 5822 nt
Organism: Patella vulgata (common limpet)
Lineage: Eukaryota; Metazoa; Mollusca; Gastropoda; Patellidae
Product: hormone-sensitive lipase
Exons: 9
Coding region: 68-2755 (895 amino acids)
Biological process (GO): cholesterol metabolic process; triglyceride catabolic process
Cellular component (GO): cytosol
Molecular function (GO): triacylglycerol lipase activity; sterol ester esterase activity
Source: RefSeq, a predicted model, not a curated record